This is a messenger RNA of Linum tenue, 1614 nucleotides long. The record is from the annotation of a GenBank genome assembly. Lineage: Eukaryota; Viridiplantae; Streptophyta; Magnoliopsida; Malpighiales; Linaceae.
UUGAACAUGAAGAGUUGAAAAAAGCAGUAAGAAAGAUGUUGAAUACUACAUCAACAAUGGAUCAUAAACUUCGAUUAAUCGACGCUGUCCAGCGAUUAGGCCUGAGUUAUCACUUCGAGAGUGAGAUUGAAGCCGAGUUAUCGAACAUGACGAUCUCGUCUCCCGUUCCCGACCCCAUCGCUAAUGAUCUCAGCUCAGCUGCGCUCUGGUUCCGUCUCCUCAGACAACAAGGCUUCUAUGUCUCCACAGAUAUUUUGGAGAAUUUCAAGGACGGCAACGGGAACUUCGAGACAUCGUUGGUCUCCGACGUGCCAGCAAUGCUGAGCUUGUACGAAUCGUCGUUUCUGGCCGUACCGGGAGAAGAUGUCUUGGAUCAAGCAAGGGCCUUCACUACCCAAAACCUAAUCGGCUCGUCGGCAUCGUCGGCGGCGACGGAGAUUGUAAGCUUUGCCCUAAACAGGCCCAUCCGAAAGCGCCUGCCGAGGCUAGAGGCGAGGCGUUUCAUCGACACCUACCAGGGUAACGAUUCGCUACUGAGGCUUGCGCAGCUGGACUUCAAUAUCAUCCAGCAGCAGCAUCAGGAAGAGCUGCGUGGGAUCCAGGAGUGGUGGGGGAGUUUGGACGUGCCGACCAACUUCUGGUAUGCGCGAGACAGAAUUGUGGAGUGCUACUUUUGGAUCAUGGGAGUGUAUUUCGAGCCCAAGUACUGCGUAGCCAGGAGACUGCUCACCAAGUUCAUAGCCAUCAUGUCUCUGACGGACGAUACUUACGAUAACUACGCUACGGCCGAACAGCUAGAGGUUCUCACACAGGCCAUUGAGAGUUGGGACAACAAUCUCAUAAGUGGACUUCCAGGGCCCAUGAAGAUGCUUUACGGCUUAUAUGUGUACAUUUUCGACGAAUUUGAACAGGCGGUCUCAGGAGAAGGAAGGUCUUUCGGUGUACGUUACGCGAAGAGAGAACUAGACAGAGCGCUCAAGGCGUUCUUAAUGGAAGCUAAGUGGAGGGAUGCAAACUACUUCCCGACGCUAGAAGAGUACAUGCAAGUUUCGCUCGUCACCACCGCCUAUCCCUUGCUCGUAACCGUUUCGUUCCUCGGCAUGGCCGGCUCCGACGCCGCCGCGGAGGAGGACUUUCAGUGGAUCGCCGGGGAACCUCAAAUGCUCGUCGCCUCCUCAACCGUCUGCAGGCUGAUGGAUGACAUCGUCUCCAGCAAGUUGGAGCAAGAGAGGAAGCACAUCCCGUCGGCCGUGGAAUGUUACAUGGAGAAACACAAGGUGGCGGAGGAGGUGGUGGUGGAGCUGUUCAGGGAGCGGGUUGACAAUGCGUGGAAGGACAUAAACAAGGAGUUCUUAAGGCCGACGGCGGUGGCUAGGCCGCUGCUGGAUCGGGUUCUGAAUUUGACGAGGGCAAUUGAUGAGAUCUAUAAGGACGCUGACACCUACACCGACUCGUAUUUGCUCAAGGACCACGUCGUCUCCACUCUCAAGGAACCUGUCUUCAUUGCUAUCUGAGGAGCAUGCAUGUACUAAAUUUGUGUGUUUGUUCUAGCAUAUAUCAUGAUUGUGUUUCUUUACAAGAAUAUUUCAUAAUGAUGAUGAUGAUGAUUCGGAC